CGUUCAGUGGAACACUACGACACACUUCUUACCUGUUAGGAUACUCCUGAAAAAGAGAGACAAAAUGGCUCAGACAAACCCUAUGCCCAUGGGCCCUUGGAAGAUCACUGUGUACGAUCAGGAGUUCUUCCAGGGUAGGCGUAUGGAGUUCACCGCCUGCUGCCAGAACAUCAUGGAGUGCGGGAUGGAGAACAUCCGCUCCCUGAAGGUCGAGUGUGGCGCCUGGGUGGGUUACGAGCACUCCAGCUUCUGUGGCCAGCAGUUUGUCCUGGAGAAGGGAGACUACCCUCGCUUUGAGGCCUACAGUGGCAGCAACUCUUACCGCAUUGAAAGGAUGAUUUCCUUCAGGCCCAUCUGCUGUGCUAACCACAAGGAGUCUCGCAUGACCAUCUUCGAGUCAGAGAACAUGGUGGGUCGUCAGUUCGAGCUGUCUGAUGACUACCCCUCUCUGCAGGCUAUGGGCUGGAUGAACAACGAGGUUGGAUCCAUGCAUAUUCAGACUGGAGCCUUUGUGUGCUACCAGUAUCCCGGAUACCGUGGCCACCAGUACAUCCUGGAGUGUGAUUGCCGCGGAGGAGAGUACAAGUGUUACCGUGAGUUUGGCUCCCACUCCCAGACUCCCCAGAUUCAGUCCAUCAGGAGGAUCCAGCACUAAGUGGGGAAUGCUUCCCUUACUCUUCUUUAUCUCCUCCUCCUCUCCUUCCACCUUCAUUCCCACUCCUCUUCCCUCUGCCUGUCCCCAAACCACCAUCUCCUGGCUCCACUGGUCCAGCUAGUCUUAGCAGGAUCUAGAGCUGGUCUUCAGGUGCUUUCUGGUGUCAGUUGUUCACAGCACUUUUUUAAAGAAACAUCACAACAGAAAAAGAAAGAUGUAAGAAAGACAGCAAACAGGAAUGACAUAAUUGUGAGCAAAAAGCUGAGUCAGUGUGAAAGAGCCCAGGUUGGCUGCAGAGCGGUGAAAACACCAGUUUUUGCUCUUUUUCAUCUCCAUCUUUGGUGGCAUCACCAUUAUCAACAACAUCAUCAUCAUCGUCAUUGUUUGCUACAUCAACAUGAUCACCAGUCUUGUUUUACUGUGAUAUCCAUGACUGCCUAUGUUCAAGACGAUGAAUAAAGAGAAUGAGCAAAGAAACAGAAAG
Messenger RNA from Labrus bergylta (ballan wrasse), 1139 nucleotides. Its product is annotated as beta-crystallin A3. Gene Ontology annotation, biological process: visual perception; lens development in camera-type eye. The record is from RefSeq and is a predicted model, not a curated record. Gene Ontology annotation, molecular function: structural constituent of eye lens. NCBI's taxonomy places the organism in Eukaryota, Metazoa, Chordata, Actinopteri, Labriformes, Labridae.